UCGGCGGCCCUGGGCUGCGUCUAUCGCCUCAAGGGCCGCAGCGAGGCCAAGCCGCUGGCCGUGUGCCUGGGCCGCGUGGCCGACGUCUACAGGUACUGCCAGGUGAGGGUACCCAAGGAGCUCCUGGAGGACCUGUUGCCAGGACCAGUGACCCUGGUGAUGCAGCGCUCCGGGGAGCUCAACAAAGACCUGAACGGGGGUUGCAGACUGGAUGCUAAUUGUGCCCUUGACAUAGCUAAGCAUAAAGAGCUUUCUCCUCUGAUUAGAGGAAGAUGCCUGAAUUUAAAUGUGAGCCAUGUAUGCAGGAUGACAAUAUGGCCAUGCCCUUCUUUUCAGGAGUUCCAAGACCUCUGGCCUCAUUUGUCCCUGGUCAUUGAUGGGGGACCAAUUGGAGAUAGUCACAGCCCUGAGUGCCGCCUCGGCUCUACUGUGGUUGACUUAUCUGUGCCUGGAAAGUUUACCAUUAUUCGCCCGGGCUGUGCUCUGGAAAACACUACAACCAUCCUCCAACAGAAAUAUGGGCUGCUCCCUUCACAGGGGUCCUGCUCAUGAAGAUUUGGAAGAUCCGAGGAUCAUGCUGGAUACUAUGUGUCUGCUAACUGGUUAGCAAGGCCUCAUUGGCAGAGGCUCCUGGAGCUACACAUGUAGCCUGGCUAUUUAGGGAACAUCUCUCUCUCUGAACACUGUAGGCCAGAAGCUGCAGUUAUAUCAACCAAAAAUUGAACAAAGGUAAGAACAUUCUUAGAAGCCUGGCAAUGGUAACACAUGCCUUUAAUCCCAGCACUUGGGAGGCAGAGGCAGGCGGAUCUCUGAGUUCGAGGCCAGCCUGGUCUAC
Messenger RNA from Microtus ochrogaster (prairie vole), 835 nucleotides. It is a transcript of the gene Yrdc, whose product is annotated as yrdC N6-threonylcarbamoyltransferase domain containing. Gene Ontology annotation, molecular function: double-stranded RNA binding; tRNA binding; nucleotidyltransferase activity. Lineage: Eukaryota; Metazoa; Chordata; Mammalia; Rodentia; Cricetidae. The transcript has 4 exons. The annotation marks the transcript as partial. Gene Ontology annotation, biological process: regulation of translational fidelity. Gene Ontology annotation, cellular component: cytoplasm. The record is from RefSeq and is a predicted model, not a curated record.